AUGCCAAAGCUAGUCCUCGUUACAGGCGCCACGGGAAACCAAGGCAAGAUUUGUGGUUCGGUGGCGAAGCUGCUGUUGCAAUAUCCCGAACAAUAUACCGUGAGAUGCCUCACUCGCAAUACCGAAUCGAAAGCGUCGCGGGCCCUGGCAGACGCGGGAGCCGAGCUCGUCCAAGGCAACCUCACCGACCCAUCGAGCCUUCCUGCAGCCGUUAAAGGAUGCUGGGGAGUGUUUGCCGUAACCAAUUUCUACGAUCCGGCAAUUAUCGAUGAUCCGAUGAGCGAGGAGCAGCAGGGCCGCAACCUUGCAAAAGCUGCACAUGAUGCUGGCACGGUCGAGUGCUUCAUCUGGAGCACCAUGCCUAGCUCCCACGCUCUCUCCGGCGGCAAGUUUUUCACUCGGCUGUACGAAGGAAAGCACCUCGUCGACGGCUACAUUCGCGAGCUCGGCCUGCACGGAACCUUUCUGUACACGGGCAACUUCUACGAGAACAUGGUGCUGCGAGGACACAUGUCGUACAAUAAAGAGACGGAGACUAUCAUUUUCAAGCAACCCAUCAUCGAGCCGGACGCUGAGCUUACGAUGCUGUACGUCGAAAAAGACCUCUCCGCCAUCGUCAAAGCAAUUUUCGACCAAUGGGAAGAAAAGAAACAAGAGCUGGAUGGUGCGUACCUACAGGCCAGCAAUGCAAGAGUGAGGCCGAAAGACAUCGUCGCCGCAGCGAAAAAAGUGUCUGGGAAGAACGUUGAAUACGUGGUUCUGCCCACGACAGGCGUGCCGGAAAGAGAUACCAUGUUCCGGUUCUACAAUGACGUUGGGAUGCACCCGGGUGUGUCGUUGCCAGAUCCGCAAGUGGUGAAGCUGGGGGUUAAAUUUCAUGACGCCGAGGACUACAUACGGGAGAGACUCUUGCCGCAUCUUGGACUUGUGCCGGUCAACUAG
Messenger RNA from Fonsecaea monophora, 942 nucleotides. RefSeq lists its product as hypothetical. The coding region runs from base 1 to 942 and encodes 313 amino acids. The transcript has 6 exons. NCBI's taxonomy places the organism in Eukaryota, Fungi, Ascomycota, Eurotiomycetes, Chaetothyriales, Herpotrichiellaceae. The record is from RefSeq and is a predicted model, not a curated record.